Molecule: messenger RNA, 5194 nt
Organism: Exophiala dermatitidis NIH/UT8656
Lineage: Eukaryota; Fungi; Ascomycota; Eurotiomycetes; Chaetothyriales; Herpotrichiellaceae
Product: propionyl-CoA carboxylase beta chain
Exons: 6
Coding region: 409-2181 (590 amino acids)
Molecular function (GO): propionyl-CoA carboxylase activity
Source: RefSeq, a predicted model, not a curated record
UGUCGAGCACCACUCUGGUACAACACACGAUGCAUGCUUGAACGGUCCAGGUAUGUUUACAAGUCUGCACGUUGAGAUGCGACACAUCAUGAGGUGAAGAAAGACCGUGUCUAGCAUACCUAGGUUGUUACCGAGCAGUCAGCUAAACGUUCGGCAAUUCCGUGGUUGUGGUGUUUCAUUAUCCGAGGCUAUCUAACCAAGGUCUCACCCCGUGGAGACCACCGCUUCCCACAACAGUAGCCGGCGCUUUCACUUGCAGCCAUCAUUACACUGAACAUUCGACCAGAAUGCUCUCUCGACCUGGUUGCUGUGAGUUGGGGCGCACGUGAUACUGAUUCGUGACCUCUUUCUACUUUGAAGUCCUUGCCAGUUUCAUCAAAUCGCCUCUGGAGUUCGACUUGUUGCGCGAUGGCUUCCAACAAGCCGGCGUCUGCUGCAGCUGCAGAAGGCCCAACCUCAACGGCGGCAGAACGCCUGUCACAAGUUGCCGGGCAUGUUGCCGGAAGUCAGGACGAGUCAGGCAACACAGGGCGGAAAGGGCGUCGUUCAAAGACCUCAAAAGCUGCUGGCCCACCAGCCGAUUAUUCAGAUGUGCUGGGGAAUCUGCAGAAGCUACGUACCAUUGCACAUACGCCCGAUCUCAACAACAGAGGAUAUAUCAGGCAGAAACGAGACGGGAAACUAUGGGUCCGGGAACGGUUUGACCAGCUUCUGGACGAGGACUCGUUCAAGGAAAUCGGCAGUGCCACCGGGUUCGUCGAGUGGAAGCAGACUGGUCCGAGGGACGAGGAACCAGUGUCAUUUACGCCGACCAACAACCUCCAAGGGUUUGGGCUAUUGGGAGGCCGGAAAAUCAUCUUGACUGCUGACGACUACUCAAUUCGAGCUGGACAUGCCGAUGGGGCCAUUUCGGAAAAGACAGUAUACACGGAGAAGCUUGCCGUGGCCUUAAAACUGCCCAUCAUCAAGCUCACUGACGGAUCUUCCGGAGGUGGCUCUGUCACCAGCAUCAAGAAAAUGGGGUGGUCAUAUGUCCCCGGCGUGCCGGGCUUCAUUGAAGCCAUCAAAGGCCUCAACAUGGGCAUUCCCAACCUGGCGGCGGUCCUCGGCCCAGCAAUCGGUAUCGGUGCAGCUCGUGCCGUGUCUUGUCAUUUCUCAGUGAUGGCGGGCGAUAUAGGAAGUCUGUUCAACGCCGGGCCGCAAGUGGUAGAACUGGCGACCUUUGAAGAAGGACUGAGCCUACGCGACCUCGGCGGUCCUGGCAUUCAUUGCACCAACGGUACAAUCGACAACCUGGCAGCCAACGAAGCAGAGUGCUUCGAGCAGAUCAGAACAGUGCUCUCGUACCUGCCAGAUUGUGGGCAGUCGAAGCUCCCGCCCGUCAUUGACAGCAGCGACCCGAUCUCCAGAGUCAACGAGGAGCUAAGAACAAUCAUCCCUCGGAAGAAGACGCGCAUGUAUGACGCCAAGGCCAUUAUCCGGAUCGUCUGUGACGCCGGCUCGUGGUUCGAGAUUGGCGCUCUCUGGGGACGGACGGCCAUCGUCGGACUCGCCAGACUCGGCGGACGCCCUGUGGGCAUUAUUUCUCUGAACUGUGAAGUCAACGCGGGCGCCAUCGACAGUGCGGGAGCCCAAAAGAUCACCCGUCAUCUGAAAUUGUGCGAUGUCAUGAAUCUCCCAAUCAUCCAGUUUGUCGAUGUGCCUGGCUAUGCUAUUGGAACUGUGGCUGAGAAAACAGCAACCAUGCGUUGGGGCGUCGAGCUUGCAAAGGCAUAUCUGUCGACGACGGUUCCGCUAUUCAACGUCCUGACUCGUCGUGUGUACGGCGUUGCCGGCGGCGUGAUGGUUGCGUGUCGCGAUCCUAUGAUGCGCGUGGCCUGGCCCAGUGGCGAAUGGGGCAGUCUGCCGCUCGAUGGCGGCAUCGAGGUUGGCCACAGGUGGCAGCUGAAGCAGGCCGAGGCCGAGGGUAAGAAACAGGAGCUGUACAACCAGCUUGAGGAUGAGUAUCGCCGCUUGAUGAACCCCAUCCGCACGGCCAAUUCGUUCGGCGUCGAGGAGAUCAUCGACCCGGCCCAUACCCGGAGGGUUGUUGCCGAGUGGACAAUCCAUGUUUAUUCCAAUGUGCUGCCACAACGCAUCCUCGACCGAGCCGCAGGGCGGAUCCAUCCCACGUUUGCUUAGGUCCAGCACAAAUUGUUGUUGAGGCAGAUGCUGGCGGCUGCUACUAUAGCAUUUCUGCAGCCCUACCGGUCUCGACCAGUGCGGUAAUGGUCCAGUUCAAAAAGCCUACUCCAAUUGAAAAAGGAGUGCCAGGCGCCUUUCAACCUGGGUUAUUCUUCGGAACACCGAGCUACAAGUGCAAGAAUAUAGGCUAUAUACGCCCCAGCUAGAAGAGUGGACGUACCUCAAUCCUCCUGCCAUAUUCUCCUUCCCUUUGGAUUUUCUUCGCCUUUUCUUUCUCGUUUGCCUUCUUUCCGGUGCCUUCCUGCUAUUGCCUCCUCAGCCGGCAAGAAGCAAACGGCAUAGUUGUUCGAAACGCCGAACAGAAGACAUCCGCAGCACGCACUUAGUCACAUGCGCUACCAUGAAGGCCGCCUCUUGGUUUAUUUCUGUCUAGUGGACGUGCUCCGCUGAGCAGCCGUACAUACGCCGGGGGCAUGACCAUCACUCUGACACUUAUCCAGGUCCGAGACCAACUCCCCAAUCAAUCAAUCUUGGAUGAUCCGGGCCAGUGUUUGACAUUGUGCUGGCGGGGGCCGAGGAUUCUUGAAGGCCCGGCCGACGCAAACCAUAAUCAAGCCGAACUUUUUACCUUCUUCAUGUGACUCUGGGGCUGGCAGCCGGACAUUUCCUCCUCGAAUCAGCAGCUGGGCAUGCAGAGAGCAGGCAGGCUCAUUGAAUUCGAAUUCUGUGCUCUCAAAAGGGCAUUCUAUUCGCGCACAGUUCGAGGCUCUUUCUUGUCGUUCAGGUUGCCGACAUGAGGGUCCAGAGCGGCGCCCAGACCAUGCGCGACUUUCUGCCAGUGCAGUGAUCGACGGAUUGCGGAGACGAGACAGUAAGUGUCAUUACCCCGGACUGGACUAGGAGUAGAAGCGACAGGAGUUCUGACACAUGAGGUGGUGUGUGGUGCUUUUUCCUCCUGAAACGUAUCAAGGAACAAGACGCUUUGAAGGUGGGACAGGGACAUGAACUUUGCAUAAGAUAUGUUUCCACUGAAUAGGAUACUUUUUGUGCCAUUUCUGACGGAGAGGAGAAGAGAAUAAAAGAGACGUGUUCUAGAUGCCACUGCAGAUGUCAGCAGUAAUUAGGCUUUCUCAGCGGGUGCCAGUGGCUUUGCGCGGCAUUUUUGACGUGCCACCCUGCAGGGGCUAGUUCUACCGCAACGUCAAUCACUGAUGAACGCUGGAAAGUUGCCGGAAUGAAGGUUUGACUUAUGUAUAACAUAGUACGUUGUAGACGUGGAGAGGGAGUCUGGCACUACACUGGCGGAUAAACAUGGAGAAACUGGCACAUGCCACACAACCAGCGCGGAGGGACGAUUCGAAAGCAUCACAGUACCUACCAGGCACUUACUACGCAUAACACGAGGCUGCGUCCAUGCUCGAUCUCAAGACAGAUGGCCAUACUCCCAUCCAUUCGAACGCUACUGUAAAUUGAUAGAUAUCUGCGAGGUAGGCUUUUUCGUCGGCCGCCAAAAGAUAGUCUUUGCAAGUAAGUACUGCAAAAUCAGCCGCGUCAGCUCACGUUACUGUGUUGCACUGCUACUGCUUGACACAUGAGGACCUUCUGCAGCAAUAGUAGGCACUCGCCGACCACUCGACAGAUACCUCAACCCGAUCGAUGCCAGACGCCAAAAAAAAACGGUUAUGUCUUUGAACUCUCUGGCAUGCGCUCAUGACGCGAGGAUGUCAUCAAGGGUACGAUAUUCGUCCAAUGUUCUCACUUCCGCCUGCUGCAAUUUGAUACGGACAAAUUCCUCCCGAGAGUUGCGUUCCUCCAAGCUCAAUAACUCGAUCCGCUCCUCGAUGGAGGUGAAUUUCCCAAAAUAUUCGGAGUCGAUGAAGCGCCAGUAAAUGUCGUCGAAGGCAAAGCUCGAAGUGGCUGCUAGACAGAACCAAAAGGUUCCAUUUUGCAUCGAUCGUGCCAUUUCAUCAGACAGACGUUGAGAUUCGGAGAGUCUUCCACCCCGAAUCUCCUCAUCUUCGGUCUCUUUCAAGGCCCGCAAAAAAGUCUCGUGUCGAGGGAGAUAUUGAGCCAAAAAACUGUCCAGACUAUCUUCCCAGUCAUCUGGAUGGGCCAAAAGAAGCCACCAUGGCGAACAGUAUGUAAACUCGGCAGGAGCAGCAUAGGAAAAUUCCCAAUCAAUCACGCAACGGAGGCUCAUUUUUUCAUCCACAAUUACGUUCGAGGGACGGAGGUCAUCGCAGAUCAAUCGGAAAGGGCCCUUGUUGUGAACUUUGGAAAAACUCUUUGCAAUCCUCAGGAAUAAGUAUCGCGCGACGUAUUUCCUUUGACAGUCGGCCUCACUUUCAACUGCGUCGUUGCGCUGUGUUCGAAGAUGAGUUAGGUGAUUCUUGGCUAAUGCCGUGAAAUAGUCGGUAGCUGUUGCAAAUGUGUCUGCCGGUAGGUCCGCGGGAGGGAAGUUGGCAAGAGAAACCAAUUGGUUCGCAUUUAGAGUCAUUGGUCGUUUUGUGACGCACCAAUGGCCUAACCGGUCCCGAGACAACCCGCCUAUGCUAGGGAACUCGCAUUGGGACAGCUGAAUCAAUAUCCUAGACAUGAUCUGGUAGGCCUGCGUCAAUGUUUGGGGGUCGAUGUUCGGAUCCAGUAUCUCGACUUUUCCCGACUCUCUAGGGACUUUGAGAUAGUCGGACAGCAACUUUCCUUCAACGAGCUCCAUGACCAUGCAGGGACCCCAGGAAGAAUCGGAGAUUCUGAUCAACCGUGGUGUAGGAAUUGAUGUAUGCUUCGAGACAUACUUCAUGACGAUUACCUCGUCGAUGACCUUUUCCUUGCGAAAUGCAACUUUGCCCAGAAUUGGAAACCGAAAGAUUGUAUUGAGCUUUUCUUUUAUUCUCACUUCAUAACAACGAUUGAAUGCGCCUUGCGAGUGAAACGAGGUGCUAGCCGUUAAUCCAUACUGUGCUGCCAGCUCGUCUGCGUACUGUGCUAUGUGGGAAUCCAGCUGUCUCCC